AUGUGUUUGUCGGCAUUGCCACAUACUGGCUUUCCUGGCCUUGACGGUAUUGCCAAUAUUAAAGCUGUUAAGAAAGCUCAGGAGCUGGCAGCUGAGUUGGGAUACCGUCAGGAUCCGGAGUUUCCUACCAACUCUCAACUACACACCGAAACCUUCGCUCGAUCUGAAUCUUCUUCAAGAUUUUAUCCUCCAGAGGGUUUGGGAACGAGUUCAUGGAUGUUGAAGAAAGGAAUGUUUCAUCUGGUUAUGCUAAACCUCCAUGGAUAUUCAAAGGAAGGCAAUGCGUUGUACCAGAUUCAUCUUGUGAAGUCUUCCACUGCUCGAGCAUUCAUCCCCAAAGAGUUUCGGCUAGUUGAAGCUUUUGGAUACACUCUUGGAGGGUUUUUCCUUGCUAGCUAUGAUGAUAGUCCUGCAGGUGUCUUCGAUGAGCUUGUCAUGAUUGCAGGGAUUGUAUGGAACCCUCCUACAUCUUGCGCAUGGGCUGCGAGGGUGCUUGUGAACAGCAACGAGGCUUGUCAUCACGGACGCAAGAAAAUCACUGCAGUUCCAAAGAGACAAAGGGAAAGAGCUUUUGGUUUCUUGGACACAUUUGGGUUGGGAACUACUCUGUCUCACCCUCAGGAUUUGAUGGAGGUUAAAGUUAGUGAAGUUGAUAAUAGUGCUGCUUCUGCAAAUAUCUGCAACAUCCAAAUUAGAUCAGAUGAAUCAGAGACCAAACUUGGAAAAUGGAUGGGACCAACAAUUAGAAUGUCGCUUCCGAGUUUUAGUGGUAAUACAAAAUAUAACCCAAACCUGCUCAAGUACUCUUGCCACAUCCACUGCAGGUAAUGCUUCUGCUUCUACUUCUACUUAUGUCAAUGUCUUGAUAGUAUAGUGGACAACGUUUAUUACAAGGAAUCUCUAUUGAAAAUUGUUUCAGGGUGAGGCCUGUGAGUCCUGCGGUAGUAUCAAAUCCUUUGGAAGAUGAGGGAGAUAGGAAUCACACAUCACAAGAGUCGCUUGAAAAUGAAAGGCUGCGGUUAAGUGUAGCAGUGAUGCUAUCAAAACCAAUCAUAGCUCUUCAGUUUAAAGACUUAACAAUGCAAGUAGAGGCUCCUGUUGUAGUUCACCCUUCAAUAUAAACACAACACGCCAAUUCCAAGUACAUACACUUCCUUUCCUACCAAGGUUUCACAUCUUUUACAAAGGAAAACAAAUCUUUCCACUUUCUUUUUCCAACUGAUCGAAUAAGCCAUUCUUAGUGAUAAACCUUUUGCCAAAAUUUGUUAUUCUAUACUACAUAAGCAAUAGUCCAAAAAGUUUGUUUCUAUCAUGAAUACAUUCAAAUUCAAUUUAGA
Eruca vesicaria subsp. sativa (arugula) is the source of this 1337-nucleotide messenger RNA. NCBI's taxonomy places the organism in Eukaryota, Viridiplantae, Streptophyta, Magnoliopsida, Brassicales, Brassicaceae. The record is from the annotation of a GenBank genome assembly.